Silurus meridionalis is the source of this 4737-nucleotide messenger RNA. RefSeq names its product cadherin 5 (gene cdh5). The transcript has 12 exons. Gene Ontology annotation, biological process: homophilic cell-cell adhesion; cell morphogenesis; adherens junction organization. Bases 179 to 2449 code for a protein of 756 amino acids. Lineage: Eukaryota; Metazoa; Chordata; Actinopteri; Siluriformes; Siluridae. Gene Ontology annotation, molecular function: calcium ion binding; cadherin binding. Gene Ontology annotation, cellular component: catenin complex; adherens junction; plasma membrane. The record is from RefSeq and is a predicted model, not a curated record.
CAGUCACAAUAACAGGAAGUGAAUUGUAUAGCAGCUGGACGUCUCAGGGACUCACUCACACACUCAUACACUCACACAUUCAUACACUUACUGAAACGAACGCAACAUCAACGGCUACACAUACUUUCUGUGGAUUAUUAUAGACAUUAACACACCUGGGAGGAUUUACGCUUUAAAGAUGAAACAAUUUGUUGGGAAGUGGAUGGUCAGGACUUUUCUCUGGACAGCAUCUCUACAUUUCCUUAUUACUGCAGCCAGACAUGUUAAAAUCGUUUCACCAUCCACCAUCUUGCAGAGAGAGAAACGAGAAUGGCAGUGGAACACGUUACUUGCGUAUGAGGAAAAAGAUCCUCAAAGUCCACCAGAGAUAAUCGGAAAACUGAGGAACACUUUAUCCAAAGAUUUCACUGAGUUCCAGCUUAUGGGAGAUGGAGCAAACGACAUAUUUAAGUUGAGCAAGUCCGGAGAUGUGCUCCUGCUGAAGAAGCUGGAUAGAGAAAAAAUCAGCAGCUACAACUUAAAAGCACGAAUAUUAAACUCUAAAACUAAAGAGAUAAUUGAACCAGACACUGAGUUCACGAUAAAGGUCCAGGACAUUAACGAUCACACACCCAUGUUUGUAGAGCCGGGCAUGGGGUCUGUUUAUGAACGAGCAAAAAGAGGAACUAUGGUGUUGAGGGUGAAUGCGACUGAUAAAGAUGAUCCGACCUCGCCCAAUGGCAUUGUCACAUACAAACUACUGAACGGAUCCAACAUAUUCAGCAUUGAACCUAAAACAGGUGAAAUUUCCACCAUAAAUGAUGAAAUAGAUCGUGAGGAUAAGAGUGAGUAUAAGCUCAUUGUGCAGGCUUCUGACAUGUUCUCAAAUGAGGGAGGACGAUCUGCAAGCAUUGUAGUGACCAUCAAUGUAAACGACAUUAAUGAUAAUCUGGCCUCAUUUUCUGAACCAAAAUACGAAUUUAAUGUGAAAGAGGACACACCAAUGGGGUUCAAAAUUGGAAUACUGUACAUUAAUGACCGUGAUGAAAAGCAGAAUAAAAAACCUACAUUUACUGUAGAGACAUAUAAAGACAUAUUUGAUCUGGAGCGAGAUGACAAUAAUGAUGGAGUUCUUAUACUGAAGAAGAAACUUGACUUUGAGACAAAAGAAAUGUACUCAUUUACUGUAACACUUAAAGAGAGUGUUGUCCAGAAACCAGACAAUGUGGACCAAAGGAUGAGUGCACAGAUCAUCAUUAAAGUUAUAGAUGUAGAUGAGCCACCGGUUUUCUCCCAGGCAAACUAUACUUUUAAUGUUGUGGAAGGUCAGACAAAUAUCAUUGUGGGAUCAGUUUUUGCCAAGGACACAGACAAAAGUAGUUACAGGAUACGGUACAGUAUAAAAGAAUCUACCAACCUAGUGAACAUUAACGGUGGAACCGGACAGCUUACUCUAAAGAAUCCGCUAGACAGAGAAGUGCAGAAAAAACAUUUGUUUUUAGUUACAGCGGAAGAAGAAUCUCCAGACAAAUUAAAAUCUUCUGUGAUGGUGAUAUUAAAUGUCCUGGACAUCAAUGACAAUUACCCAAAACUGGGGAGUGGGAGCGAUUUGUACAUCUGUGAGAAUGAUGAAAGCGGAACAGUUAUCGGUGUUAUUAAUGCCACUGACAUAGAUGAGAAUCCAGGGACAUUUCGUUUUGCUCUCUUAGAAAAGAGUUCAAACUUCUCGCUUCGUGACAAUCAGGAUAACACUGCCAGCAUCAUUCUGACUCAGGGAGGCUUCAGCAGUAAGAGCUCUGUGUUGAAUGUGCUCAAAAUCGAGAUUACAGAUGGAGGAAUCCCGCCAAAGAAAAGCACCGAACCUCUUUACGUGCGAGUGUGUGAGUGCGGGCGCGAGAGACAAACUGGGAGCUGUCAAGCCUACCAGACAUCCAGCAUCAGUUUUAGCGCUCUUAUUGCUAUUCUACUCUGUAUCAUCACUAUCCUCGUCAUUGUGAUUCUCUUUGUUCUGCGUAAACGCUAUAAGAAGGGGGCGCUAGUUGAUCUUGGAAAAUGUGAGAUUCACGAGCAGCUUGUGGAAUAUGAUGAAGAAGGAGGAGGAGAAAUGGACACAAACAUAUACGACGUCUCCAUCCUGACUUCGGCUCGCGCAGACCCUCGGCUUGGUCCCGAUCCACUUCCUCCCGCCAUGUAUGCAGUGGUGAAGAAACCUUCAGCCUGUAAAGGGGAUAUGGCGGUGAUGAUUGAGGUGAAAAAGGAUGAGGCUGAUCAUGACCGUGAUGGAAUACCUUAUGACACAUUGCACAUUUACGGCUAUGAGGGGUCCGAGUCCCUUGCUGGGUCACUGAGUUCACUCGGAUCAGCUUCCUCCUUUGGAUCUGAACUUGAUUAUGAUUUUCUAAGUGACUGGGGACCCCGAUUCAGGACACUCGCUCAAAUUUACGGCUCUGAAGUAAACACCUCCUACUGAUCCCAGAUACUUGAAACAUAAAACACCAGAUUAAAAAAAUGCUGAUUUUCUUCAGGAUCAAGCAGAAAAAAUUGAGAAUCUGAGUCGAGUUUUACAGCUUUAAUAGUAGCCAGUGAUAAAUUACUUUUUACAGUAAUUAAACUACUAUUAUUAUUAUUAUUAUUACUGUAACUUUCGUAUUUUGUAAUUCUUCAUCUUUAAACAGCACAUUUGGAUUUCUUUGUUUUUUUGUAUUCAGGACAUAUUUGGACGUUUUAUUCAGGACAGUAUUCUAGCUUCGGAUUGCAGAUGAAUGCUUUGAGCAGUAGAACCUUCAAUGAUAAUACCUUUUAAAAAAUGAUCUUAAACCAACAUUUCUUGCUACUUUUAGGAUAAAAGAUACUUCUUUGUUAUUUUUCAUAUCUGUUAACAUCUCACUGAGUUAUACUUAUGACAAAAGUGAGCCACAGUCAUGUUUAUACAGUGUAGGUUACCAUGCAGUCUUUAGAGCAGCUCUUGGGUGGUUCUAAAUUUUUUCCAAAAUUCAUAUAGUUCAUAUUGUUUAGGGUAUUAGUUAAUAAAUCAGGUGUUUUCUAAUUUUGUUAGCAAAUAAAAUGUUAUAUUAUUUAUAUUACUCAAAUAGUACAGGAUAAUGCAGCUUUUUGUGUUCUGAGGUUCUCCAUGUUCAGUAACAGUAAUAUUAGCUGCAGGAAAUGGCCAUGCUCAGAAACACAAGCAGGAAAUGGUGUAACGAGCCGCUGACAGAAUUACAGAGCAAUCGGAGUUGAUUUGACAGAAAUCAUCAACACACAGACUGCUGUGUGUGUAUGUGUGUGAGACUCAAAUCUCAGCGGUCCAAUACAAUACAGCAAUGAGGAAACAUACAGUAGUUCACACACUCACUUACACAAGAAUAAAGCCAAUGACUUUAACCUUCCAGCUGAGUCAGUGAGCUGAGGUUUAUGACACAUUAAUAAAGAUUCCAUUAUAAAAAUAUACAGGAUACAAGCUCUUCGCUAGGCAGUCAAUCGAUAAAAUCCUAAUAAAACAGGAGAGAGGUGUGUAAAUCUGAACACACUAAUGACUUCUAAGGAACUUUAAGGAAUGCAAAAGUAAAAAAAAUAUUAUAUUGCAAUUUUGUCAGUUUUGUCAGUUGUAACUCAGCUGAGAACAGAAAAUCUUUUUUAAUUUGUUAUUGUUUUUUUUGUUUGUUUUGGUUAUUUGCUUUUUGAAGUAGUAGUAUAAAACUUUAUACAUUUCUCAUUAAUAAAAAUUGUAUUAUCCUAAAAAACAAAAAAAAAAAGAUUUGGUAUUUCUGAUUUUUUUUAUAUAUAUUUUUAAAAGCAGAAAUUAUUAUGAUGUGUGUUGCUUGUCAAAAAAGAUUUCUGUUACAUUUUGUUAGGUUUAAUGAGAAUAAUUUUUAUUUUUGCUUAUUUCUUUAUCUUUCCUGAUCAGCAUGAAUGCUGACUCAGUUAAGAGCUAUAAAUAAAAAGCGAGCCAAAUACAAAUACCAUCUCUGAACAGUUAUUAUGAAGUUUAUUCAUUCCACAUCACUAUUCUGGAAAACAAGUAACUUCUGAGUUCAAUUAUCUGACUCAAACUGACUUUCUGAUGUCUCUGAGUCCAAGUGCUCUUAAAGUUUUAAAGUUUAGAAAUUCCUUUAUUUAGCCAUUGUUCUUCUUCUCAGAACCUUCACCCCGUCUUCUUCAACACAAUAAACGGAUGCCUUCUCAUUGGCAAACCCCGCCCAUUAAAUCAGCCACUUCCUGUCAAGAAAGCUAACUUCCUGUUCUCUUAUCUGUUAAGUAAAAAAGCACAAGGGAGCAUUUUCCUGUUUUUCUUUCCAGAUGGAAAAACCUCCUAUGAUUUUUUUAAAGAACAAACUGCAGAGUAUUUACACAUUACAGCUGUUUAGUUAAUCACUGUCUCAGUAAAAAAUUGUAAAGUGUUACAUUUGUUCUGUUUUUAUGCUGUAUAUUUAAUACAAUGGCAUUGUGCACUGAGAUUCAUUUACACACUUUCUUAUUCCAAUUUUUUUCCAAUCAUUUGUUAAAGUUAUUUUCUAUGUUUAAGAAUGAAAUGUUUUAUAUAAAACAGAGAGUUUUCAUCUCUUUCCUUAUAUUAACUCUUUUGGGAGGAAAAGAUCUCUUUAUUAGUGAACCUUUAAAACACUUUCUGAAGUGUGUAUAUGUGAAUAUAAAUGUACUAUUCUCUACUGAUAGAGAGAUGACACUUGUAAGGUUUUAUGUUGAGUUUGAAAAAGAACUCUUUUAGUAGGAAUAAACAAGAAGCCUUUAUUCAAUUCUAAA